AUGCAGCUGUUGUACAAGUUUAGUGUUAAAAUAAAAAAGAAAAAGCGAAUAAUUCACUAUUUCACAAAAAAUAUAUUGCUGAUAUUAACAUUUUAAAUGUUGCCCCCGUUUAAAGUAGCAUUACGGGGCUAAUCCAAUCCACUGCACUCACAGUUCGCCUCAAAAUAUGAUAAGAACUUAAACGCUGCAUUUUCUACCGGCCUUUUGUCGAUUUAUUGUUGCACUUUGAGAACUUAAUGCACAGCAAACGUGUAACGAAUUGAUAUACAGAUAAUUAUUAUUGUGUGCAUUGUGGAACUUAUUAACGCAAAUGCUUAAAUGUCCAGUUGAAGUUAAAGAAAAGAACCAAACUGCCAGAGUGUGAAUCAAAAAUGAAAUUUGAAUGCUUGUUGCUGUUGUCGUGGCUGUGGGCGGCAACUGGUGACGAUGUCACGAUCUUUGCCAAAAAUCGUUCCCGCCGUGCCUCCAUUGAGAUAGAUGCCAAUAAGGCUGCUGCUGCUGCCACGCAGCUGCACAGCAUCAUCGAUCUGGCGGACUGUCAGGAUCUGCACAAAUAUUGCACACACCAGAAGACCAGCGACAAUUUGGCCAUGCUCGAGUGCGUAUUGAGUUUCAGUUCCAGCCAGCUGGAGGCGCUGCCGGAACCAUGCCAGCAUGCGCUGUGGCUGCAGCAACGUCAGCUGCAGUUAAAUUCUUGGGUGGAACACACAUUGCUGCCCAGCUAUUGUGCUGAAGAGCAGAGCAAGUUGUUAGGCUGCCUAAACUCUGUCGAUCUGUGGGCCUGCCUGGAGGAUAAGCGUCAGGAACUGCCACAGAGCAACACCUGCCAGCAGCAGCUGCGCCGCGCACACACGGCCCUGGGUGAGGACUAUGCCAACAUUGAUGACUUCUAUACAGCUUGCGGUUCUCUGGUUGAGCAGCAUAAAUGUGGACGCAUGAAUGUGGAGCAUUUACCAGCCCUGCUCUCCCAGCUGGGCACUGCCCAAUGCCUGGUGGCGCAUUCGAGUCAAACAUCGCCCAUGGACCUCAACUGCAAAGUGGCUAUAAAUGCCAUUGAGCAGCAACGUGGCAUGCUGGAGCUGUUUCGGGUUUGUUCCGGGGACCUGACGGCACUCUGCCCACAAGAACGCGCCGGUACACCAAGUGCGUUGAAAUGUCUGGUGCGUCACAAGAACGAUCCAUCACUGAGCAGCCACUGUGCGGGGCAGAUAUCGUUGCGUGAUCAGCAAAUGGGACGUGAUUAUCGUGUGUCACAUGGUCUAGCCAAGGCCUGCAAGGAUGAAAUCAAGCUACAUCAUUGCCGACGCGGCGUUUCCGAGGACAAGCAGGUGCGACUGGCUCAAAUCUUGCUUUGCCUAGAGUCUGUGGCAAAGAACGGCACCAAAGUGGCUCCCGAGUGCCUUGUAGAACUGAAUGACCAUCGGCGCAUGUUGAUGACCGACUAUCAGCUAUCGCCGGAGCUGCUCAGCGACUGCGCUGACGACAUACCCAAAUUCUGUCCGGACGAGCACAAAUCGCAACUGGUUAACGGCCUCUCCAGCUCUGGCGGCGAAAUAAUACACUGUCUGAUGUAUCAUGUGCGUGCGCGGCGGCCACAGCGACGUGUGACAUCUCAGUGCCAGCGUGGACUUGAAACGCUUAUCAAGGUUAGCGAUGCGGGCGAGGAUUGGCGCGUCGAUCCCGUACUGAGACGAGCCUGCAAAAAAGUUGUGGAUGUCGCCUGCAAGGAUGUUGAGGGCGGUGAAGCGCGUGUCAUGAGCUGCCUAAUGGAGCGCAUAGGCACGCCCGUUAUGCGGCCUGAAUGUGAGCAGGCGCUGCUUAUCAUUGAGUAUUUUGUGGCGCGCGACUUUAAGCUGGAUCCACAGCUCUACAAGCACUGUCGCGACGAUGCCGUCAAGUACUGUCGUGCCAAGCGCCAAUGGGACGAUAUACAGGAUGUCCAAAUGGAUCCCGAACGUGGCCCCAUGAUACUGCCCUGCCUGCAUCGCAUGGCCUAUAGCGAGGAUGAGCAUCAGACGUUGCGCAAGGACUGCUUUAGGGAAGUCAAGCGUGUGAUGCGGCAGCGUGCCAUUUCCGUGGAUCUAAUACCCGAGGUGGAGGAUUAUUGCCUCUCCGAUUUGUCGCAAUACUGCGGCGAGCUCACAGAAAAGGGCACCGAAAUGGAGUGCCUGCAGAACAUGCUUGAGAAACUGCAGCCCGAAUGUAAAACGGUGGUGACCAAAUACACGGAAGAGGAGGCCGCUCACGUCGAACUGAAUCCGGUUAUUAUGGCUGCUUGUUCGGAGGCAAUGCAAAAACAUUGUACGGAAAUACUUAAUACCGGCAAGGAUAAUGGCAACAUGAUGGACUGCCUUAUCUCGCACAAAAACGACGCCGAUUUAAACAAAGGUUGUCGCGCCGCCAUUGAGCACUUUCAGAUAAUCUCACUGAAGAGCUAUCAUUUUACCACCAAGUUCAAGGAGGCGUGCCGUCGACAUGUGGUGCGCUUCUGCGGGGCCAGCGCCACCAAAAAUGAGGUGGUUGCCUGCCUGAGUGAAGUCAUUCGCAACGAUACCAUACGUUUGCAACGCCAUCAGAUACCCAAAGAUUGUCGGCAACAGGUCAAGUCGCAGCUGUAUCAGCAGCGCGAAAGUAUUGUGCUAGAUCCCAAGCUGGGCAAUGCCUGCAAGAAUGAAUUAAAGGAGUUCUGUUCAGAUCAAAAAGGCCCCGGUCAGGUGAAUAAAAAUGCCUUGGAAUGUCUUAUACAAAAAACCUCAAACCUGGGUAAGGCCUGCCAUCAUGCGAUAUUUAUGAUCAAGCGCUCGGAGCUGGGUGACAGUGGCACGGACUACACACUGAUCAACACCUGCAAGGACAUGGUCUACAAAUUUUGCCCCAACACAGAAUCUGUGCAGCUAUUGGACUGCCUGAAGACCUACAAGGAUGAUCCCAACUUUGACCAGCGCUGCCACUUGGUAGUCGUCAAUCGAAUGAUCGAACAAAAUACAGACUUUCGUUUCAAUCCUACGCUGCAGAUGGCCUGUGGGAAGAACAUUGAUCGCUACUGCUCCAAUAUUGUGGCCACAGCACAGCCAAAUGAGGAACUCAAUGGCAAGGUUAUUAAAUGCUUAAAGGACAAAUUCAGGCAAUCGAAAUUGGAUAGGCCAUGUGCCCAGGAAAUGAUCAAAAUACUGCAGGAGCAGGCAUUAAACUAUAAGUUGAAUCCUGUGCUCCAGCACUUUUGCAAAUCUGAGAUACAGGAACUGUGCAACGCGGAUAUGGAAGCAGAUGAGCAUGGCCAGGUGGAGGAAUGCCUGAAGGCCGCCUUUCUGCGCAAGCAACUCAUCAAUCGCGAGUGCCAACUGGAGGUGGCCACUCUGAUAGCCGAGGCCAAGGCGGAUAUACACGUCGAUCCCAUACUGGAAUCGUCAUGCACUGUGGAUCUACUGCGUUACUGCAGCAAAGUCAUCAGCGGCGACGGACGUAAACUGAGUUGCCUACGCACACUGUUGCGCGAGACGCCGAACUCCCUGGAGUUGGAUUGCCGUGAGAAGCUGGAGAGACGCAUCGAAAUGUUUCGCAAUGCGGACGAUGCGCUAGCCCAGCCACCGGAGGACAUGCAGCAGCUGGUGCAACAGGUGGUUACAUCGCCGGCACGAAAGUUCUUCCUUGUGAUAUUAAUGAGCGCCACGGGCUUGGUCUUUCUGACGGGCAUCUUCCUUGGACGCGCCACCAAACGUGCAAUGGGCUUAAAGAAUAAAUAAUGUGAACCGACUGUAGUUAAUACUUAUAUGAUGGUAGCUGAUAUAUUGUAUCGCGAAAUGUGUGUAGGAUAAAGAUGUGCGCUUCCCUCGUUUACCCGCGCUUUAAAUUUUCCAUUUUUGGACCUCUUCCCACUGCAAUCAGCUAUUUUUUGAGAGCAAUUUGUGGCCUAAUCGUUUGUAAGACCAAAAAAGUGUAAUUCAUUUCACAGAAAACUUAAGUAAAUAAGUAAUUUGUACGUUGUA
Drosophila montana is the source of this 3986-nucleotide messenger RNA. RefSeq names its product golgi glycoprotein 1 (gene Glg1). The record is from RefSeq and is a predicted model, not a curated record. Gene Ontology annotation, molecular function: fibroblast growth factor binding. Gene Ontology annotation, cellular component: Golgi membrane. The transcript has 6 exons. Bases 372 to 3743 code for a protein of 1123 amino acids. Lineage: Eukaryota; Metazoa; Arthropoda; Insecta; Diptera; Drosophilidae.